AUGUCGGUCUCUAUCCGGGAGCUAGAUAACACCGUUCGGGCCUUCUACGAGGGGAAAGGCGAAGCUCAAAAACAAGCGCAACAAACCCUUACUGAGUUUAAACAAAACCCUGAAUCGUGGGUGUUGGUGGGCAACAUUCUUCAGGAGUCCGAAUAUGUUCAAACGAAAUGUCUGGAUAUCCUUCCCGCCCCACCAUUUUGGAUUUCCUGCGCUGACAUAUGCGAAUUAGAUCUUGCCCUCCAAGUUCUCGACGAUGUCAUUAUGACACGAUGGAAGGUUCUCCCUCGUGAACAGUGUCAAGUCAAUUGCAUCAUUGAACACUCCAAAACGGAGGAAAAGCUGAAGAGCGAGCGGGCCUUUCUCAACAAACUUAAUCUCGUCUUGGUAUCUAUCUUGAAGCAAGAGUGGCCUCACAACUGGCCAACUUUCAUCAAUGAAAUCAUAUCUUCAUGCCACACGAGCCUGUCAAUAUGUGAAAAUAACAUGGCCAUUCUCCGCCUGCUUUCUGAAGAAGUAUUCGAUUACUCACAGGAUCAAAUGACCUCCACUAAGGCUAGGAACCUGAAAACUACUAUGUGUCAGGAAUUCUCGGCCAUCUUCCAACUGUGUUCUGAAGUUCUGGAUACUGCAAACCAGAGUAGCUUAAUCAAGGCUACUCUGGAGACUCUGCUACGAUUCCUGAACUGGAUCCCGUUGGGAUAUGUGUUUGAAACGCCCAUUAUUAACACUCUCCUGACACGGUUUUUGGACGUCCCAGAAUUCCGCAAUGUGACCCUAAAAUGCCUUACUGAGAUUGGAAGCCUCCAAAUUGGUCCACAAUACUCAUACGAUGAGAAACUCGUACAAAUAUUCACAGAUUUGUUAACAACGGUGUCCAAGAUCAUUCCCCUAUCCUUAGAUUUAAGGGAAACCUAUGCGAACAGCAACUCUCGAGACCAAGAGUUUGUUCUUAAUCUUGCACUUUUUCUUUGCAACUUUUUCAGCGUUAGGUUACAUCUUAUUGAGAAACUCCCGAAUAGAGAUUAUCUCACUCAUGCACACUUUUACCUCAUUCGAAUUAGUCAAAUUGAUGACAGGGAAAUCUUUAAAAUUUGCCUGGAGUACUGGACCCGGCUAGUUCAGGAGUUAUAUGAGGAAAUGCAACAGCUUCCAAUCACUGAUAUUAAUCCGCUUGUUAGUAUGGGGGUGAGUGGACUUUCGAAUGGCGGUGCUCCCCACCCAAGCACGCUCGCAAACUACCCUCUUCGAAAGCACAAGUACCAAGAAGUCCUCACAAGUCUGAGAACCGUUAUGAUUGAGAAGAUGGUGAGGCCGGAAGAAGUCCUGAUCGUUGAGAACGACGAAGGCGAAAUUGUGCGGGAAUUCGUUAAGGAGAGUGAUACCAUCCAAUUAUACAAAACUACCAGGGAGUGUCUUGUCUACCUUACCCAUCUGGAUGUAGUAGAUACAGAGAAUAUCAUGGCAGACAAAUUAGCUAAACAAGUUGAUGGGACAGAGUGGUCCUGGGCUAACUGCAACACACUCUGCUGGGCCAUCGGGUCUAUUUCUGGAGCCAUGAACGAGGAGACUGAGAAGCGAUUCCUUGUCACCGUCAUCAAAGACCUCCUUGGUCUAACGGAGAUGAAGCGUGGUAAGGACAACAAGGCGGUUGUGGCCAGUAAUAUUAUGUACAUUGUGGGACAAUACCCUAGGUUUUUGAAAGCCCAUUGGAAAUUUUUGAAGACGGUUGUCAACAAACUUUUUGAAUUCAUGCAUGAAACCCAUGAAGGUGUUCAAGAUAUGGCAUGCGACACCUUCAUUAAAAUCGCUAACAAAUGCCGACGUCAUUUCGUUGUGCUGCAGCCUAGCGAAACCGAGCCGUUCAUUGACGAGAUUGUGGGAUCAAUGAGAAAGAUCACCUGCGAUUUAUCCCCGCAACAAGUCCAUACAUUUUACGAAGCAUGUGGUUAUAUGAUUUCAGCGCAAGGCCAGAAGGGAGUCCAGGAUCGCCUUAUUGAAAAUCUCAUGGCUCUUCCUAAUGCUGCAUGGGAUUCAAUCAUUAAUCAGGCUACACAGGACCCCUCUACGCUCCAAAAUGCGGAGACUAUCAAGAUUGUGGGGAAUAUUAUGAAGACCAAUGUUGCAGCCUGUACCUCUAUUGGCAGCUAUUUCUAUUCUCAGAUCGGCCGCAUUUAUCUCGAUAUGCUCAACAUGUAUCGAGCAUCGAGUCAACUCAUCUCAGAUGCCAUUGCAGCAGACACAACGGGAUAUGCGACCAAGACGCCGAAAGUGCGAGGGCUGCGAACAAUCAAAAAAGAGAUACUAAAGCUUAUUGAUACUUACGUCGAUAAGGCUGAUGAUCUCGAGAUGGUCAACUCUAGCAUGGUGCCCCCGCUUCUAGAAGCUGUUCUUCUAGACUAUAAUCAAAACGUGCCUGACGCUAGAGAAGCAGAGGUGUUAAAUGUGAUGACAACCAUUAUUCACAAGUUACAUAACCUUAUGGAUGACAAAGUCCCAAUAAUAAUGGAGAAUGUGUUUGAAUGCACCCUUGGCAUGAUCAACAAAGAUUUCCACGAAUAUCCCGAGCACCGUGUAGGGUUUUUCAAGUUGCUACAGGCCAUAAACCUAUAUUGCUUCUCUGCGCUUCUGAAGUUAGAUACGAGUCAGUUCAAGUUUGUCAUCGAUUCAUGCAUGUGGGCAAGCAAGCAUGACAACAGAGAAGUCGAGAACACCGGGCUCACCAUGUGCCUUGAGUUAAUGAAUAACAUGGCUGACUCCGAUCCCCAAACGUCGAGUGUUUUCUUCCGACAAUUUUAUCUACCGAUAUUACAGGAUGUCUUCUUUGUGCUUACUGACACUGAUCAUAAAGCUGGCUUCAAAUCUCAGGCAAUGCUUCUUGCACGAAUGUUCUACUUUGUGCAAUCAGAAAAGAUUCGAGACCCCAUCUAUGGCCCCGAUCAGGCACCUGCCGGAACAUCUAACCGGGAUUUCCUCCAGGAGGCCCAAACAAGGCAAUUUGUUACUGGACUGUUUGUUAUGAACGAUGACUUCAACAAAUUCAAAACUCAUCUACGAGACUUCCUAAUUUCUUUGAAAGAGUUUGCUGGUGAUAAUACAGAACUGUAUGCUGAAGAGAGGGAGCAAGAACUGAAGGAAGCUAAAGCAGCUGAGCGAGACCGGGCCAUCAAAAUAGGCGGACUUUUAAAACCCUCGGAUAUGGACCAAGAAGAUGAGUUGUGA
Molecule: messenger RNA, 3219 nt
Organism: Microsporum canis CBS 113480
Lineage: Eukaryota; Fungi; Ascomycota; Eurotiomycetes; Onygenales; Arthrodermataceae
Product: exportin-1
Exons: 10
Coding region: 1-3219 (1072 amino acids)
Biological process (GO): ribosomal small subunit export from nucleus; protein export from nucleus; ribosomal large subunit export from nucleus
Cellular component (GO): cytoplasm; nucleus
Molecular function (GO): nuclear export signal receptor activity
Source: RefSeq, a predicted model, not a curated record